CCAGAGUGGGGAGAGCCAGUCUUCAGGAGAGGGGCGCCGCUGUGCCGCUGAGCCGAGAUGUGAAAGUAUGCUCCCAACCCAAGUACACCGUAGUUGUCUUCCAAGCCACCAGCUGUAAAAUCAUUCAAGGAUCGAAAAUGGCGAUACGCCUUUGAAAACAGGUCAAUAGUUCCCUUCAUGCCGCCCCGUUUCGUUUCACGCCUUCUCCGCGGUUUUCCCAAGAGCUUUCCGCGAGGUCAGACGAAUAACUUACGUGGAUACGUUUUCUGUGUUUGCCCGGUGUGAUGUGGAGUCAGAUCGAGCCUGGAUUCUGCUCUUGACGACAGUGUAGUGCGCGUACAGGUGGUUUGUUAUUAUUUCUCUAAGCACAGUUAGACCAGUGCUCAUUUUGAAUUCGCCGUUUCAGUUCCCUGACGUACCUCCGCUGUUUUAUAUAAUUACUCGGUCAAGUGUUAGCUAAAUCUACGAUUAGAAUGGUGACAGGGGAAUGAAAGAUACGCAUCUGUGCGUGAUCGGGUGUUAAAUCCCUCGGGAGUGUGCGUGUUUACUGUGUACAUCAUUGUGGAAUAGUGCGCCUGGAAGUUAUACUCAUUUGAUGUUGCUGGUGCGGUCCCAGAUCUGCAAUAUAUCCAAUGGUGACUUGAACCCCCGAGAAGGAAAGUGUUAGUCUGAGUGUUCGGUAUCGGCGGAUCAUCCCUCCUAAAUUGGAUUAACUCAAGGGAUGAGAUCAUGUUAUGAAUCAAUCAAGGAGUGGAGGAAAAUAUUCUUGAUGCUCGACAAUAAGUAGGAUUAUCAUUAUGCAACGACAAUGGUUGGCAAUAGUGACCUUAUUUCACAUUUAUUCCGCAG
This is a messenger RNA of Bemisia tabaci, 849 nucleotides long. NCBI's taxonomy places the organism in Eukaryota, Metazoa, Arthropoda, Insecta, Hemiptera, Aleyrodidae. The record is from RefSeq and is a predicted model, not a curated record.